Molecule: messenger RNA, 501 nt
Organism: Solanum stenotomum
Lineage: Eukaryota; Viridiplantae; Streptophyta; Magnoliopsida; Solanales; Solanaceae
Exons: 1
Coding region: 1-501 (166 amino acids)
Biological process (GO): defense response to other organism
Source: RefSeq, a predicted model, not a curated record
AUGCGUCCAAAAACUCCUGUUUACAUUCUUCUUGAUUUUUCUGUUCACUUCAACGACAAUGAAAGUGAAAUUGUUACUAUGUUUCUUGUCAUCAAGAUUUGGAAUCAAAAUCAUAAAGAUUGGGAUAUUUACUAUGACGAUACUUUCGUAACAUGUUAUCAUAAUCAAGACACUGUUGGAAAGACAACAAUACCUCGUUUACAUCAAAAGAGACAUAAGACAACCACAUUUUUGCAAUUACAGCUAAUUGUUGAUAGGAGAAAAUGGAGUUCGCUAAUAAAAUGUACAGCAGACAAAAGUACUGCUAAAUUGCAGGUGGAUGUGGCGACUAGGAUUAAGUAUCGGCUGUUGGGUAUUAAGAUCAAACACCAUUCGCUAAAAUUGAGUUGUCGUUUUUCAGUUGGAUCAGAUGGUAAUAUUUCAGGCAAGAAAAAGGUCAGAUUGCAACGUAGACCAGCAAAGUGGAAAAUCAGACGAUCACUAGACGAAAUCUGGAUAUAG